AUGCCUAGUGAAGGUUCAAGAAAGGAUCCGGCAUGGAAUUACUCACAUUUGGAGAAUCCGAAAGAUACAAAUGCCGUCACUUGUAACUUCUGUGCAAAAGUUACAAAAGGAGGUAUUUAUCGGGCUAAGCAACACUUAGCUGGAGGAUAUAGAAAUGUGAGUGCAUGCACAAGAUGCCCAUCUAGUGUUAGAGAAGAAAUCAAAGAGUACAUGAGUAAGAAAAAGGAAGAAAAAGAACAAAUGAAUUUGUUACCUAGUGAUGAGAUUAAUUUCAUUGAUGGAGAGGAUGAGGAUGAUGUCAUGGAAGUUAGCAAUCGGGGAAAAAGGGUAGCUAGUGCAGGCAGUGCUAGUGUCAAUUCCUCAAAGAUGCAAAAGCAAAAGGGACCGAUUGAUUUAUAUUUCACUCCCAGACCGGAAAUUGUGGUACAAAAAAGAAAGGAGGGGGGAAAACAAACAGCCAUUGAUGAUGCAUGCAAGAAAGAGUUGAGAGGAAGAGCGUGUGCUGCUUUUGCAAGGUGGAUGUAUGAUGCAGGAAUUGCAUUCAAUGCUGUUAAGUAUGAUAGCUUUGCCGAGGUUGUUGAAGCAAUUGGACAAUAUGGUCCUGGCAUGAAACCACCUAGUUAUCAUGAGGUGAGAGUUCCUUUGCUUAGGAAGGAAUUGGAUAUUACCAAUGCUUUGAUGAAUGACCAUAGGGAGGAGUGGUCAAAAUUUGGAUGCUCAUUAAUGGCAAAUGGGUGGACAGACAAGAGAGGGAGAACAUUGCUUAAUUUCCUAGUAAAUAGUCCAAGGGGAACCAUGUUUAUUGAGUCGAUAGAUACAUCUUCUUUUUCAAAGGAUGGUGACAAGAUGUUUGACUUACUUAAUAAAUUUGUGAACCGCAUUGGAGUAGCAAAUGUCGUCCAAGUCGUCACAGAUAGUGAGUCAAGCAAUAAGUAUGCCGGGAGGAUGUUAGAGAAAGAACACCCACAUUUGUAUUGGACCCCAUGUGCUGCUCAUUGCUUAGACUUGAUGUUGGAAGACAUUGGGAAAAUACCGUCCAUCUCUAGAACAAUGCAGAGGGCAGUGGAGUUGAAUAGUUAUAUUUAUAUGCAACCAAAGUUGUUGAACAUUAUGAGGAACUUUACUCACAAAAAGGAGUUGCUUAGGCCUGCUAAGACUCGAUUUGCUACAUGUUUCAUCACAUUAUCAAGUAUUCACAAGCAAAAGAAUAACUUGAGAAAGAUGUUUACUUCAGAAGAAUGGAAUCGUAGUAAAUGGGCGAAAGAGGAAGCCGGUAAAAGAGUUGCUUCUUAUGUUUUGAUGCCUUCCUUUUGGAACAACAUUGUCUUUAGCCUUAAGGUUUCCGGUCCUCUUAUUCCGGUUUUGAGAUUAGUUGAUGGCGAGAGAAUGCCUCCCAUGGGAUACAUUUAUGCGGCUAUGGAUAGGGCUAAAGAAGCCAUUGCAAAAUCAUUUGGGGGAGUAGAAGAUAAAUACUUAGAUAUUUUUGAAAUAAUUGAUAAGAGGUGGAAUGUUCAACUUCAUCGCCCUUUGCAUGCAGCAGGUUAUUAUUUGAACCCAGAAUACUUUUAUUCAAAUUCGAAAAUUGAAGAAGAUGAAGAGAUUGCAAAGGGUUUGUAUGCAUGCAUUGCAAGCUGA
Cornus florida is the source of this 1635-nucleotide messenger RNA. RefSeq lists its product as uncharacterized. The record is from RefSeq and is a predicted model, not a curated record. NCBI's taxonomy places the organism in Eukaryota, Viridiplantae, Streptophyta, Magnoliopsida, Cornales, Cornaceae. The coding region runs from base 1 to 1635 and encodes 544 amino acids. Gene Ontology annotation, molecular function: DNA binding. The transcript has 3 exons.